This is a messenger RNA of Polyodon spathula (Mississippi paddlefish), 2676 nucleotides long. It is a transcript of the gene bckdk, whose product is annotated as branched chain ketoacid dehydrogenase kinase. Gene Ontology annotation, molecular function: pyruvate dehydrogenase (acetyl-transferring) kinase activity. Gene Ontology annotation, biological process: protein phosphorylation; regulation of glucose metabolic process. Gene Ontology annotation, cellular component: mitochondrion. The transcript has 11 exons. The record is from RefSeq and is a predicted model, not a curated record. The coding region runs from base 199 to 1479 and encodes 426 amino acids. Lineage: Eukaryota; Metazoa; Chordata; Actinopteri; Acipenseriformes; Polyodontidae.
UGUGUCAGACUGAGCCAUGCUUGAGCAGUCAUGGACAGUUUGUGUUGGUGCGGGAUAUGGAGCGAAGGUCGUGUGCUGUGGCAGGGAGGAAUACAGAAAACAUAUUGAAAAAAAACAAAGCCACCAUUGUGAUUUGGUAGAGCGAGUUCAGCUUGAAUAAAGAAGUUUUUUUUUUUUAAUGAAUAAAUAUUAUUGAGGAUGCGGUACGGUGUGGGUAGAGCUCUCGGGGCGCUCGGUGCUGUGAGCCGGGGGGUCGGCAGGGUGUCCCGGGCCACCAGCUCCCGGGUUCUGCAGCGUGUCGAUGACACCGACACCGACACCACAGGCUGCAGGAGGUUCCGGUCCACUUCGACGGGUUACAACGAGCUCGCUCGGGAGAGAUCCAAGACAGUCACCUCGUUCUACAACCAGUCUGCUAUCGACAUCUCUGCAGAAAAGCCCUCCGUCCGUCUGACCCCUACCACCAUGCUGUACUCCGGGAAGUCUCCGGAUGGCAGUCAUGUGCUGAGCAGUGCCAAGUACCUGCACAUGGAGCUGCCUGUGCGCAUUGCUCACCGCAUCAAAGGGUUCCGCAACCUGCCUUUCAUCAUAGGCUGCAACCCCACCAUCCUGCAGGUGCAUGAGCUGUACAUCAGGGCUUACCACAUGCUGUCCGACUUCCCCCCGAUCACUGACCUGGAGGCAGAGGGGCGCUACUGCAAGCUAGUGCGGCAGCUCCUGGACGAUCACAAGGACGUGGUGACCAUGCUGGCUGAAGGGUUCAGGGAGAGCCGCAAGCACAUCCAGGAUGAAGCUCUGAUCAGGAAUUUUCUGGACACCACCCUGACAUCCCGCCUGGGAAUCCGGAUGCUGGCAACACACCACAUUGCUCUGCACGAAGAUAAUCCUGACUUCGUGGGGAUCAUCUGCACUCGCUUGUCCCCGAAGAAGAUCAUUGAGAAGUGGGUGGAUUUUGCUCGGCGCCUGUGUGAGCACCAGUACGGGAGCGCUCCCCGGGUUCGAAUCAACGGCCACGUGGCGGCUCGCUUCCCCUUCAUCCCCCUCCCGCUCGACUACAUCCUGCCAGAGCUGCUCAAGAACGCCAUGAGGGCAACGAUGGAGAGCCACCUUGACACUCCCCAUAAUGUACCAGAUCUGGUGGUGACCAUCGCCAACAACGACAUUGACUUUGUCAUCAGGAUCUCAGACCGCGGAGGUGGGAUCCCUCACAGCAUACUGGACAAGGUGCUGGAUUACCACUUCACCACAGCGGAGGAGAGCAACCAGGACCCCCGCAUGAGCAACUUGUUCGGGAUCAUAACCAACAAUGGCCCCCAGUCCGGACCCAUGCACGGGUUCGGUUUUGGCCUGCCCACCUCGGUGGCGUACGCAGAGUACCUGGGCGGCUCGCUCACCCUGCAGUCCAUGCAGGGGAUCGGGACAGACGUCUACCUGCGGCUGAGACACAUCGACGGCAAGGGGGAGAGCUUCCGCAUCUGAGCUGCCAGCGGGGAGCUCUAGAACCUGGGUCCUGAGCCAUCCUCUCACAGCACUGGAGGAGAAGAGAGGCACACUGGAGCACGGGGCAGAGCCUGGGGUGGAACCUCUGCUUUAUAACAGUGCCACGCUGCUUCAUUUCCAGAGGAUCUAUCAUACAGGCUCCUUACUCUUUUAAUACUGCUGUUCCUUCCAUCUUCCUCUUGUGAAUGUGUGUGUAGCCUUCAACAGAACUUGAACUGUACAUACAGUAAACACAGAAGCACACACAGGACUAGGAACAAGAAAUAAAGUUGCUCAUGUUAAUAAGAGUGAGUGGAUUGUAAAGCUAUGGGUUGGGUUGACAUGUCUUCAUUUGUUAUAGUCUGUGUUUGUGAAACAUAUCUAGAGGUUGAAGCAUAACUCAGUUUGUAUAUAUACAGUUAACCACCACUUCAUUAUACUGAUCAGAAAAAUAAAUGUACUGUACAUUUGUGUUACAUAAUGGAAGUGUAUUGCAUUUCAGUACCUUGAGGCAGCUUCACUCUUACAGCUAAAAUUAUGUUACAAACUAAACAGCUGGUCAAAGAGGCAGUUUCUUCUGUCUUUCUUAUACAGUAUAGUGCUUAUCCAGAAGGCUGGACUGUGGAAGACUGCAGGGAACAGACACCAUGGACUUUUACUUUAGUGCAGUGCAGUUUGAACUGUCUAUUUUUCUUGGACAACAGUGCCCUCUGCCUGUAUCAAUUGCCAGUUGCUGUUGUGCAGAACACUUGACUGAACUGAAUAGUGUUUGUAUCUGAGAAACUGCUGGGCUGUGAACAAAAUGCCCCCCUGCUGGCUAAACUUUGUAAAAGCAAGUUCUUGGAAUGGAAAAAGCAGUGUUUAUCAUUACAGGAAAAUACUCUAAUAACUUUUUAAUCAAUUUAGCAUUGAGCUGUUAAUUUUUUUGGUCUGUGGUUUGUGAUAUCAAAUGACAGCAGACAACUAACAAUUGAUUAAUAUUUUAACGCAGGUGGUAUUAAAUUAUAUUUUAUGGCCAAAUUAAUUAUUACGGCAUUUAUGUCCGUGAUUACCAAUAUAAUGUACUACCUGUAUAAAUGUGAUAUUUCAAAUGAAAACAAUUAUUUUGUGUGUGUGUCAGAUUUGGGUUUGGUUUUCUUAGAUGACUAAUGCAUUUUAUAGUUACUACUUGGGUAUUGAUUAAAACAAUCAAUUGGU